AAAGAAAUAAAAUGAUGCCACGGUGGCAUUUGCCUGGGGACAGCGACAGCUCCUGGCUCAGCGCUGUGGCAGGAUGGAAUGCAAAGGGAUAAAGCGGGCAGUGCUGCCUCCCGAGCUGGGAAGGGGGCUCAGAGGGGAAGGCACGGCCGCUUCUGAACAGCUUCUUGGCAGAAACGGGGAGCGCUUGGUGGGGGAAGGAUCUCUUGGGAGCUGCCCAGUUGCUUCUUCAGCAUCGCUGCCUGAGGAAGGGUGCUGGGUGAGCUGAACCCCCGGCCUUGGUUGAAGGGGCCGUUCUGGGCUCGCAUGACCAUCUGUCAGCCAUGGUCUGUAUGGAGUGAAGGAGCCCGGUGUGGGGAGCAGGGCUUUUCUCAGUUGUCUUAGGCACCCGCUCGCCUUGAAGCAAGCGUCCCAGUCUGUAAAUGGGGCAGCGGGACGUGGGAUGGCCAGGGUGUUCAGUCAAAGCAGUGAGGAGACAGCUGCUGGUGUUGGGCUCUGUGAGGAGUUCACCUGGAGCCUCUCCAGGCCUUGUGUUCAGGGUUAUUUGGUAUGUGGAAAUACGGAGGAAGAUGUUUUGUCCCGUUUGAAAACGGUUACAUUUCUGUGUGCCGGCAUUUGUAGGAGACACCUAGGAGCAGAGCACGUUGUUUCUUUGCCACACGAGGCUGGAUACGCUCUCCGUGCCUUCGCUUGUCCAUUUGCGCUGUGCUUCCAGGACCCCUUCGUUCUGCUCAAGCAUGAAGAGCACCCGCAGCAGCUCCUCCUUCCAGGGCGCCAGUUCUGGCGGUGUGGAUCUGAGCCUGACGGGUCUCCCUGUGCCGGUCUCGCGGCGCCCCAGCAGCGCUUCUCCCGCCAAGCACAUGGCACGCUCUGUCUCGGUCACCGCCGACGGCAAACCGAAGAGGAACGCUUUGGAAGAUGCGGGAUCCCGGGCAAUGAACAACCUCCGGAGGUCCAACAGCACCACCCAGGUUAACCAGCGGGUGAACAGCACGCGCAGCUCAGAGCAGAUGGGAGACUUCCUGACUUUCUUUGAGAGUGGUUCUGGGGGAAGAAAGAAACUGGCGAGUCUGAGCAAAACCUCCCCAGAAAAGAAAACCACGUGGAACAUCUUGGACGAUCAGCCGCGAGCAUUCCCAGGCCCCUCUGGCUCUCGUGGCGUUGAGCCACCAGCAGGGAUGAGGAGGAAAGAAGCCACUGUACUCCUGGCAGCCAACUUCACCGCCAACAACAGGAGCAACAAGGGCGCGAUGGGCAACUGUGUCACCACCAUGGUGCACAACAACUACUCCACCACUGAGAAGGGCCCCGCACCCAAAAGCUCCAACCAGGCACCCAGUUCCCUCAACAAUGUUGUCAAAGCGACCUCAAACGAGGACGGUGAAAGCAGCAGCUUUGUGAAGUCUCAGAAGAAUUUCUCCAGCAACAACAUCAUGACCCGCAACAACAACAGCAGCCUGCCUCGGAGGAAGGAGGUGACCGAGGAAGAGGCGGAGAGGUUCAUCCAGCAGGUGAGCCUGGCCGCCGUGACCAUCCAGCGCUGGUACCGACGCCAUUCACAACGGCACAGGGCAGCAGCAGCAGCUCUGGGGCGCUUGCUGGCUUCCAAAAGGGAGGAAAGGCAGCAGCAGAUGGAGGAAGGGAAUAUCCUGGAUUUGCAUGAGAGGAAGGAUGAGGAACGCCGGAAGAUUCGAGAGGAGAAGGCACGCCUGGCCCGACGUGCUGCUAUCCAGGAACUGCACCAGAAAAGGGCCCAAAAGGCUUCAGAUGCAAAGCGCUUGGCAGAAGAAGAGCUUGCGCGGGUGAAGGAGAGCAGAAGGGUAGCAAAGAAGAAGCCUGCCAAACCUGCUUCUACAAGGAACGUCAGUCCAGCCAGCAGCGUCGCCAAAGCCAAUAAUGCUGAGGCCAAUUUCCACUCAGUAGCUGCAGAGCCAGAAGAAAGUGGCCUCGCAGACCUUGGCUCCGUGCUCUUGCGGGACCCUGGGGCAGACGACAAGCUGCAGGAUGUGAGCUCCAGAGAGACGGGUGGCGAGGAUGUGGAGACAGUGGUGACUGCUAUCAGCAGGACUCAGUCCAAGGUCACUCUCAAUGAGCUGCUGGACACACUCAGGCUGUUGGAGGAAGAGCCAGAGCUGCUGCCCCCACCAAAGCUCUUCAAGAAGGACAGAUAUGCCUGGGUAGAUGGGCAGGAGGCCAGCUCCAAUUCCCUGACUGCUGAUAAUUUGGAGAAGUUUGGGAAGCUGAACCACUCCCCGGGGGUCCCUGAGGAUGGGGCUCUGCUCUCGGAGGCCAAGCUCCAAAGCAUCAUCAGUUUCCUGGAUGAGAUGGAGAAGUCGGAACAGGAGAGGCCCAGGUCGGCCGCCUCGGCCACGCAGCGGGAGGGUCUCCUCUUGGAAGAGGAGCUGGCUCACUUGGAGCAGGCAUCGGCUGUUGCCACAGAGGUCACAGGCUCCAUCAUGAGGCUGAAGCUGGAAGUGGAGGAGAAGAAGCGAGCCAUCAGCCUGCUACAGACGGCCCUGGCUCAGCAGAGGGAACUGACUAUCCGGCACGUCAAACAGACUGAGAAGGAGCUCAGCCACCAGCUCAGGCUGCAGAGGGAACAGUAUGAGGCAGCUAUCCAAAGGCAUCUGGCCUUCAUCGACCAGCUCAUUGAUGACAAGAAAGUGCUGAGUGAGAAGUGUGAGGCUGUGGUAGCUGAGCUGAAACAAGUGGACCAGAAGUACGGCAAGAAGAUCACCCAGAUGCAGGAGCAGCACGAGCUGGAGAUUAAGAAACUGAAGGAACUGAUGAGCGCAACUGAGAAAAUCAGGCGGGAGAAGUGGAUUGAUGAGAAAACCAAAAAGAUCAAAGAAAUCACAGUGAAAGGGCUGGAGCCGGAGAUCCAGAAGCUCAUCGCCAAACACAGGCAGGACAUCAGGAAGCUGAAGAUGCUGCACGAGGCCGAGCUGCUGCAGUCGGAUGAGCGGGCUGCCCAGCGCUACGGCCGGCAGGCAGAGGAGCUGCGGGGUCUGCUGGAGCGGGAGAAGGAGGAGCAGAGCCAGCGGGAGAGGGAGCGGGCCCGGCAGCGGUGUGAGCAGCAGCUGGAGCAGGAGGAGCAGGCGCUGCAGCAGCAGCGGCGCCGGCUCUACGCCGAGGUGGCCGAGGAGAAGGAGCGGCUCAGCCAGCAAGCGGCCAGGCAGAGAGCGGAGGUGGAGGAGCUGCGGCGGCAGCUGGAGGCGAGCAGCUCGGCCGUCACCAGGGCACUGAAGGAGGAGUACGCAAAAGAGAAGGAGGAGCAGGAGAGGCGGCAUCAGGCAGAAGUGAAGGUGCUGAAGGACCGGCUGGAGAUGGAGAAGCAGGCCUGGGAGGCACACUACAUGAAGAAGGAGGAAGCCUGGCUGCUCUCCCGGGAGCGGGAGCUGCGGGAGGAGGUGAGGAAGGAGAGAGACAAAGAGAUCGAGUUGGUGAUUCAGCGCCUGGAGGCCGACAUGUCCUCAGCCAAGGAGGAGUGUGAGAGGGCAGCAGAGAACAGGAUUAAGAGGAUCCGAGACAAGUACGAGGUAGAGCUCCAGGAGCUAGAGAGGUCUGAGCGGAAGCUGCAGGAGCGCUGCAAUGAGCUGAAGGGGCGGCUGGCAGAGCUGGAAGGGGAGAGCAUUCGUCUGCAGGGCCUGCUGAAGCACAAGGAGCAGGAGGUGGAGGAGAUCCAGAAGGUGAGGGACCAGCUGGCCCAGGAGCGGAGCAGCCUGGCAGAAGUGAUCCGGCAGGAGUUUGCUGACAGGCUGGUGGGGACAGAGGAGGAGAACAAGCAGCUAAAGGCGGAGAUGGCGGAGAUGAGAGCCCGGCAACGCCUGGAGCUGGAUAGGGUGGUGCAGGAGAAGGACAAAGAGCUGGAGGAGGUUCACAGGAGGGUGAAGACGGCGGUGAUGAGGAAGGAGGAGAGCGUGAGCAGCCUUCGGAAGCAGUACGAAGCGGCUAUGCAGAGAGCCGACCGCCUGGAAGCCCUCCUGGAGCAACAGCGAAAGCAGCUGCUGGCCACCAAGUGACCACCCUGCCGCACAGGGCUGGGGGUGCUCCGGGGCCCCCGCUGGACCUGCGCUCGG
Haliaeetus leucocephalus (bald eagle) is the source of this 4076-nucleotide messenger RNA. RefSeq names its product centrosomal protein 131kDa (gene CEP131). The record is from RefSeq and is a predicted model, not a curated record. Lineage: Eukaryota; Metazoa; Chordata; Aves; Accipitriformes; Accipitridae. The transcript is spliced from 25 exons. Gene Ontology annotation, cellular component: centriolar satellite. Bases 735 to 4019 code for a protein of 1094 amino acids. Gene Ontology annotation, biological process: cilium assembly; intraciliary transport involved in cilium assembly; regulation of centrosome duplication.